ACUUCCAAACCUUCCAACCCACCUUCUUGUAAACCCACCAAGAUCCUCCACCUCUUGACACCAUGGUCAGCUCCUGUUGUGGCUCUGUCUGCUCUGAGGAGGGCUGUGGCCAAGGCUGCUGCCAGCCCAGCUGCUGCCAGACUACCUGCUGUAGGACCACCUGCUGCAGGCCCAGCUGCUGUGUGUCCAGCUGCUGCAGGCCCCAGUGCUGCCAGUCUGUGUGCUGCCAGCCCACCUGCUGCCGCCCCAGCUGCUGCAUUUCCAGCUGCUGCAGGCCUUCCUGCUGCCGCCCCAGCUGCUGCAUUUCCAGCUGCUGCAGGCCUUCCUGCUGCCGCCCCACCUGCUGCAGACCCAGCUGUUGCAUUUCUAGCUGCUGCCGCCCCAGCUGCUGUGUGUCCAGCUGCUGCAGACCCCACUGCUGCCGCCCCACCUGCUGCAUUUCCAGCUGCUGCAGGCCUUCCUGCUGCCGCCCCACCUGCUGCAGACCCAGCUGUUGCAUUUCUAGCUGCUGCCGCCCCAGCUGCUGUGUGUCCAGCUGCUGCAGGCCCCAGUGCUGCAUCUCCAGCUGCUGCCGCCCCAUCUGCUGCCAGACCACCUGUUGCAGGACCACCUGCUGCCGCCCAGCAUGUUCUAGUGGUUCUUGCUGCUGAGUACUCUCACCCAGUCCCCUGUUCUUCACCACUCACCAUUCCUAAUGUAGACCCUGAGUAAGCUGAAUCCCAAAAGGCCAAUAAAAGCCUCUGUUUGAACUUGACUUAGGCCUCCAAAUGCCCUCAGUUUCUUCCCCAACCAGGUCUUUCUCUCCCAAAUAAGAGCAAAUUUGUGUUUUCUUUGUAAUCUGCCAUGUUACUCCCAUAUUGAUGUUUAUGUCCCAUAUGUAAGGAUUUCUAUAUAUCAAAUAAACCUGAAUUUUGGCCAUCUG
Messenger RNA from Arvicanthis niloticus (Nile rat), 922 nucleotides. RefSeq lists its product as uncharacterized. The record is from RefSeq and is a predicted model, not a curated record. Gene Ontology annotation, cellular component: keratin filament. NCBI's taxonomy places the organism in Eukaryota, Metazoa, Chordata, Mammalia, Rodentia, Muridae.